Messenger RNA from Populus nigra (black poplar), 1629 nucleotides. RefSeq names its product two-component response regulator ARR14. Bases 362 to 1507 code for a protein of 381 amino acids. The record is from RefSeq and is a predicted model, not a curated record. Lineage: Eukaryota; Viridiplantae; Streptophyta; Magnoliopsida; Malpighiales; Salicaceae. Gene Ontology annotation, molecular function: DNA binding; DNA-binding transcription factor activity. The transcript has 6 exons.
AUCACAUGUUAAGUAGAGAGGAAAACCGUAUCAUAUAAUAUAAAUUAAUAAUCUAAUGGAACAUACAAAAAUUUAGGUGAAUAAUUGUUUACAUGUCCCAAGAGGGAGAGGGAGAGUGAGAGACUAUCUUCUUUGUCAAGAUCUAGGGUUCCUAUCCCCUCUUUUUGCACAAAGAACUGCAUCUCUUUUUUGUCUUGCUUAGUUGAUGAGUUUUCAUUACCAAAAUCGAUGCCUCUUGUCUUCUGAACAGCAGUUUUUCUCUCCUAUCAGGAGGUGAGAAGUUGUCUUUGUCAGGUGAAAUAGAAAGUUUAGACUAAGAUUUGGGAAGAAAGAUAGGAGUGGAGUCAAAAGGAAAGAUCAUAUGGAGGAAAGCAACCAUACUGGAUGUUCAAAAACGAGUGCCUCUCUACAAGAUCAUGAUGAGAGUGCUGGUGGAGAGAAUGAUGAAGAAGAAAGUAGGCCUAAAAAGGGAGGAAGUUCAAGCAACAGCACGGUCGAAGAAAGCGAAAACAAGUCUUCAGUAAGACCCUAUGUUAGAUCCAAGCUGCCAAGGCUCCGUUGGACGCCUGAGCUUCAUCUUUGCUUUAUUAAAGCUGUGGAAAGACUUGGUGGCCAAGAAAGAGCGACUCCUAAACUGGUUCUUCAACUGAUGAAUGUUAAUGGACUUAGCAUUGCUCAUGUCAAGAGCCAUCUACAGAUGUAUAGAAGCAAGAAGGUAGAUGAUCCAAGUCAAGGCAUGACUGAUCAUAAGCAUCUUGUGGAAAGUGGAGAUCGCAAUAUUUAUAACCUCAGCCAACUUCCCAUGCUGCAAGGAUAUAAUCAGUACCAACGACAAAAUUCCAGCUUCAGGUAUGGAGAUGCUUCUUGGAAUGCUCGUGAACAUUUUAUUUAUAACCCUCAUGUGGGUCGGUGUGUAAUCGAUCGAACCAGACCAGGAUCCUAUGGAACAGUGGCUGAGAGGAUCUUUGGUAGCAGCAACAAUAGCAACUGGAGUGUCAAUUCUGGCAAGUUCCAAAUGGGUGCUUCCUCUUUGAUUAAUGCACAAUCUAAAUGGAAAAAUGAAGAGCUUAAAGGUGAUCAACAACUGCCACAAUCAUUAAUGCACAACAAUAGAUUCUGGCAACCACAACCAAGUCCAAGCCUCAUUGAUGUUAGCCCUCUCGUGCUACCUCAAAUGCAAACCAAAGUAGGGGAGAGUAGUAGUCCACAUUUUAAGAGGUUUCUGCCUUCAGAUUCAAAAUCAACAACUAGUACAGUACAAGAGUGGAAGACAUUGAAAAGAAAGGCUUCAGAUUGCAAUCUUGACUUAGAUUUGUCUCUGAAGCUAACACCAACAAAAGAUCAUGAUAGCAACCAGCGAAGUUUGGAGGACAGUACUAAAGUUAACAGUGAGCUAUCUCUCUCUUUGUACUCUCCCUCAUCCUCAAAGCUUAGUAGAUUGAAGAGAGAAGGGGAUGGGAAUAAAGAUCAUGGAAAAAGGGCAAGUACUCUAGAUCUGACUAUAUGAAUGAGACAUUCUAAGUGAGAUCUUGAGGUACUUGUCCAAAAUAUUGCAAUUCAUAUGAUUGUCUUUUACCAUCAUACAAAUCAAUAGCAAGCAUUUCUUAACUUCGAGCUUGCUUUCUCCAA